UUUCCGAAGUCUUUUACAAUAUAGAAGCGACAUUUUAGAAGACACUGCAAAAAGAAGACAGAAGAGUUCUGGAGUCUAAUACUAUUGAAUAGUGUGGCCGAGUUCAACUGUACUAGACGUUUGGAAGCUUAAUUUUUAAUACUUAUACCGUUGACCUAACCUACCUAGGCACUUUAUCACUUUAUCUAACCUAUCAAUUGAUCGGUUUUGUUGUUUAAAAGAAUCAAUUGUACCUACACUACCUAAACCUACCUUACCUAUUUGCUGCGCGGUUGGUGAGAAACAACCAAUCAUACCCGGCCAAGUCCACUGCCCACCCUGAGAAAUACUGCGCCCCUCAGCCAAACAGCCCCCGUAAUACGGGACUAGACCCUGCAGGCCAGUAGUUGGCAGUGCUUUUUAUCGAUUAAGCGACACUGCGACAGCCUCCUAGACGAUUCCAGUACCAAAAUCCGAUAUUCCCAAAGUCCAAGAAAAUCCGGUUUAGAUAACCGUAGAUAUCUGUGACGUAAGCGGCAUCGCACAAUACGACCCAUUCCUCAUUCCCAUCCAUAUCAACAUCUUGUUUCCCCACCAUGUGGUAUUAUACUUCGACAGCGCCCCGCGAAAAGCGUUAUCACAAGUACAAGAAAGUCUUGUACCUCGAACCGCCAAUCAACGGUAGCAAAACCAUUCGAAACCGAAUCACGACCAUCAUUCCUCCCCCGGAGCCUGCACCAUAUCAAUCAUACCAAUCACAUGAAUCAUAUCAAUCAUAUUCUCCACCACCACCUCCGAUGAUGCCAGAACACAGGCCUACACCACCUCCUCCCAUGGUCGUCAACCCCUUACCCCCACCUCCACCACCGGCUCCUUACAUUCCCGAACGAGAGCCUGAGCUUGACACGGAGAUCGAGGUCAUUGCUGUAGAUGUGGAGCCAGAUGAGUCUGUCAAAUCUGGCAGAUCUUCCAAGAGCUCAUCCAAGAGUUCGUCUCGAAGCUCGCGAAGCUCCAGAUCGUCGCACAGACAUCAUCGGGAACAGCGCGAGGUGUACAUUGAGCGCGAGAGAAUGGUUCCCGUCCGAGUACCCGUGCCCUACCACGUGCAUCAUGUCGAGAUCGAGCAGCCCCAGCAGGACUCCUUCCGAUACAUCGAGGCGCCCAGACGGUACGAACCACCACAGCGACGAAGUCUAGAUCAAGAGAUCGUCAUUGAAGAUCAUCGUCACCGCAAGUACAUCCGAGAUGGCUGAGCAAGCAAUCAAGCAAUCAAGAAAUCAACAACACCAACAUCAACACAAUAUGAUUCUUAUUUUACUAUAUUACUAUUACCAUACACAUUACAUUACGUUACACUACUUGGACAAGUUAUUUUUUUUCUUAUUAAUUUCAAUGGACGGGUGCCAGAAUUCGAAUACACUGUAUUAAAGAUUGUCAUGAGUAUCAUAUGGAUGUUAGGCUAUGGGGCAACGAGUACAGGAAAUUGCUAAUUUGGAACGGGGGGGCCCUGAGCAUACAGAACGCUACAUGGAGCACGGGAGUUUGGGAGUAUAAUAAUUGGAUGUUUUUUAAGUUGAAAACAUUCCCACGGACGCAAUGAUUGUCGUCCUCUGAUACAUUUUUCCUAAGUAAUACUAUAAUGUAUACAAGUGACUAUUUAUUUAUGAAUUUAUUUAUGAAUAUAACGAUAAUUAUAUCA
Hypoxylon fragiforme is the source of this 1678-nucleotide messenger RNA. RefSeq lists its product as uncharacterized. The record is from RefSeq and is a predicted model, not a curated record. The transcript is spliced from 2 exons. The coding region runs from base 576 to 1232 and encodes 218 amino acids. Lineage: Eukaryota; Fungi; Ascomycota; Sordariomycetes; Xylariales; Hypoxylaceae.